GCUGGUUUGGUAUUGGUUAGUCAUAAAGAAAACACAUCAAGCUAAACCAUGAAGAAGCACUGAGAAGGAUGUCGGUGAUCGCAUACGAGGACUGUAUGUUUACGGGUUUGAGAUCGUAUUGUACAGAAAAUAGACUUUUUAUGAUAGAUAAGUGUUUAAUGAGUUAGUAAGAAGAGACAGAAGAGAAUUGGGCGAAGUAGAGAUAACAGGAAGUUUGAUGUCAAAAAGGAAGGUGAAUGGUUGCGUUGGAUUUUCGGAUUUUCUAUUGACGUAACGCAGCUGUCAGCCAUUUUAUAAAUAUAUAAAUAUAUACAAAUAGAGAAAGCUGUAUGUUUGAUGGUAAAACUAUUGAUUUGCUUAAAUUUGUUUUAAAAUUAUGAUGAUCAGUAAUAGUUUUGAGGCCAUUCAAGUGGUCGGACUGCCGCUUGUGCAGCGCAGAGGCCAAUAUAUAAAUUCAUCUCUCUAUGGUAUUAUUAGCCCUCCUAGAAGGCAAACUUUGAAUGUUUCUGAAUGGGGAAUACAAGUUCCAUUUACUUGUGGCACUGGUUGGAGGAAAUGUUAUACACCACCUGCUACCACUGUUCCUAAUAAGGCCAGCAUUAAUAUACUGAAAAGAAAUUCACCAAAGCUAAAAGGGAAGCAGGGAGCCAACCCCUCUCCGUCCAGAAUGUCACCGACCAAGUCGACUGCACCGUGCAGUGACAAUGGAUUGUAUGCUGGUGCCAAAUUCAGUGAUCCGCCGUCUCCGGCAGCAUUACCUAAACCACCGUCUCACUGGAUGAACGUGGCCAUUGAAACCGUUGUUGACAAACCUUUGGCUGCAAAUAAUUCACAUUGGAUGAGCAUGAACAUGAAACCCCAAGAUCCCUUUAAAAACUUUGAACAUAGUAUCAAAGAAUCAGCACCAGAAAACUGUGUCGAAAUGACCAAUCAUCUCAAACUGCUGCUGAAUGUUCAAGCAUAAUGUACUAACAUUUCAUCAUUUUUGUUUUAUUCCUUUUGACAAAUGGAACAUAAGUUUAAAUUUGUAUUAAGGAAAAACAAAGUUUAAAAAAACUUUACAACUCCAAUCAUUCUCUUUAGAAAAUUUUUUACACAUGAAAAGUAGAAAAUGCAUAUAUGAAAUUUUAUAACUGUAAAUAGGAUAAGAAAAUUUUAAAAAUUCUUAUCCAAUUAAUAACUUGAAAAAAAUGUCUUUAUAAACAAAUCAAAUGCCAUAUGCAUUUUGUAAAGUAAAUCACUUUAGUGAUUAAAUAUUUUGGCUGUGAUCAAUUUAAUUGGUGCGAUGGGAACUUUAAUUAGAUGUGAUUAUUGGAGUUGUAAAGUAAUUUAUCUUUAAAUGUUUUCAUAGUUCAACAUAGAUAUAUAUAAUAUAUAUACAAACAAACAGUAUAUAUAUUUAUAUACACAUAUAAGCUUCUGGUAGUUUUCCUUUUUCUUCCUUUUCUUUUUUCUUGCAUGUUUUGUGAUUUCUCUUUUAGCUUGUAAAUAUGCCACCUUAUUGCUUGGUUGUUUCGUUAUCUUAAUUUUUUUUUAAUUAGAAAUUCAAAUACUUAAUAUUAAAUGCUAGUGCAGAUUCCUUUAUCAUAAAUUCAUAUAUAUAUAUUUUUCUUUUUAAUAUAAAAAUUGUUAAAAAUCCAAUGUGUUAUGUAGAAACCAGUGAUGUGGUCUUAGGUGUUAUGUAUAGAUGAUACUUGAUAUAUAUAUUUUUUCCCCCUGGAUGUUUUAUGGUUAGUGAAUCUUGGUGGCUUGCUUUGUCUAGUCACAAAGACUUAGUUUUUUACUGUGUAAAUAUGUCAAACUAUUUUUAUGGUGUGAUGUCACCUUUACAUUUUUCCCCUUUUAUUUUUCCAUGUUGCUAUUGAUACAAUGGGACUAACUGUGAUAUUCAUAAGCCUCUUACGUAUUGAAGAGGUAUGACAAAAAUCACAAAAAUGUACAAUCAAUUAUCAUAUAUUAUUUUAUGUUAGUACAUAUUGUGCAACAGGCAACUGGAUGAAAAUUUUAAAGCACAAGCUAAUGAUGGGUUCAAUAUAAUAUGUUACAUGGUCAGAGUAAUGGUUUUGUGUGUCAUUGAAUCUGAGCAACACACAAACAUUCCACUGUAUUUACAGUAGCUGCCAAAGCCAUUAUGUCUUUCUUCAACACAUUGUGUUGAUAUGUGUUGCUUGGGAUCAAGAAUAUUGACAUUGAUUGCUAGAUCUGUAAAAUGGUACAUCGCUCUGCAACUACCCAUCAUAGUUCUUUGUGACAGAUAAUUCAAGGAGGACUAAAGUAGAAGCCAUCAAGAAACACUAACUCCUAGAUGGAAAGUGAAACUUUUUUAGUUAGAGCAUUGAGAACAAGUCAUUUUCCAAAUCCCAUCUUAAUACAUUGCCUAUAGUGCUAAAAUUUAAUUUCAUUGAUCAUUCCAUAUUAAAAAAAAAUUCAUAAAAAAGAUCACUUCAGUUUUUUUUUCUUUGCUUUGCUUCAGUGCUAAUGACUAAAUUGCUUAUCUUUCCUUUUGCUGUUAUGGUUUUUAUCAUAGAGAAAAACCUAAAACCACUUCAUUCAUUCUCUGAAUGAUUGUUAUAUAAUGCAUGAAUGUAUGUAGGUAUGAAUGUGAGUGUCUGCAUGUGUGUGUAUGUAUGUAUACCUGAUUGAUAUUGAAAUGAAUGAAUUCUCAUUUUUCAAAAUUGUUUAGUAUUUAAUGUUUCACAGUGAAACAACAUUGUUUUUGUGAUUUGUAUUUCUAAAAAAAAUUGCUUUAAUCUAUUACUAACUUAAGACUUUUGCUUAAGUUCCUUUUCACAAAUA
Messenger RNA from Centruroides sculpturatus (bark scorpion), 2796 nucleotides. RefSeq lists its product as uncharacterized. Gene Ontology annotation, cellular component: nucleus. Bases 377 to 964 code for a protein of 195 amino acids. The record is from RefSeq and is a predicted model, not a curated record. Lineage: Eukaryota; Metazoa; Arthropoda; Arachnida; Scorpiones; Buthidae. The transcript is spliced from 3 exons.